UCCGGUGCUCGUUGGGUGCGGACGGUGGAAUCAUGAGCUCCGUAGGAGCGUUUCCAACGGCCGGUUUCGGCCGCGGUUUUUCUGCUUAUGACGUUCCCCAAGACUACAAGAUUCUUCUGCCACCCCUGACUUCAGGUACCGCUUCUUUGAACUCUGUUUUUCUUCACUGUGACGUGUCUGAGCGGCCAUAUCGACUCGACGAUUUUCGUAACGAGAUAGCGCGGCUCGCCGUGCUCAAGGACAUUGCAGCGUUCGGCGCGUUUCACAUGAAUCAUGUGUGGAUGCUUACGUUUCACUCUUCAGCUGCAAAACAGAAGCUCGUGAAGGAAAAACAACUUAAAAUUAAGGGGAAACUUUGCCUCGUCAUCGAUCCGGACACCAGCGACGUGAGCCUCAAGCUUCACUGGGUGCCGUUUCACGUGCCUGAUGAAUCCGUCCGGAGGGCUCUCGAACCCUACGGGAAAGUGCUAGAAGUUGCGCGAGACAAAGUGCGCUCAGGUUUUUUUGCGGGGAUAGAGACGAAGACAAGGCUCGUUCGCAUGACGUUGAAAGAUGGUGUGACCAGGGAGAGCCUCCCGCAUCAGUUGAAAAUGCCCGGAGCGAGCGCGCUGGUUCUGGUGCCGGGUCGAGCGCCGUUGUGCCUCAGAUGCAAGAAGACUGGGCACAUUCGCAAGGAUUGCCGAGCUCCCCGCUGCCUGGAGUGUAAUCGCUACGGGCACGAAGCCUCCGACUGUGUGCGCACGUAUGCGUCAGUCACUAACGCGGAGGUACCGGAAGAAGUUAGCGACCACAUCAUGGAAGCGGAUGAAGCAGAGGCAACCUAUGGCACCGACAUUGCUAGCACUUCAGCUGACCCACUGCCACUGACAGCGACUGACACAGCAGAGCAAUCACCAGUAGAAGCAGCCCAGGGAAGGCAAGACGGCACGGACACCGAGGGCCCAGUCUCAGGAGUGCUCACACCAGGCAACCCCAGCCGCAAGGAACACUCCUCGGGAAAUUUGGAGUUCAACGAAGAAACAACUGCACCAGAAAGCACGGCCACCUCAGUGCAAGAAGUCGACACUGCCAGCGCUGUGGAACAAUCCCAAGCAGACGCAAGGGACGGCCUCCCCGGACCAGAGCUCUGUGACUGGUCUGCCUGCAGUCAAAUCCCCGACAAACCAUCACGCUGUGAGUUGAAGUGGAAAGACACCGCUUUGCGAAAGAGCAGAUUCGACCCAAAGCCCAGAAACACCCCGGACGACCGCACGCGAGGUCACUCGAAACAGUAAGCCUUUCUCCUUUAUUCUUUCACCUCGCCGUAGAUUUAAAUGCGAGGGCCGCUCAAAGUAGCCACAUUCAAUUGUGUCAGCUUGAUAGCACGGAAACGCAAACAGUGGCUCCUAAACCUACUAUUGAAGGAACGGGUUGACAUAGCGUUUUUACAAGAGACUAAGCUAUCAGGCGAAAAGCACAAUGAAGAUAUGCUAUCUUUUUUUGAGCGACACUUUCUUUUUGUUUAUUCGAAAGCCGUCGGAUACAGUGCUGGCACAGCGUUCCUUCUUCGAAAAGAUAAGGGUUUCCAAAUCGCUCCGGAAUGGGAAACCGACCAAAGCGGCCGUAUUUGCUCCAUCGAUGUUAUACAUGACGAUGCGCUUGUAAAACUAGUGGCAGUGCACGCGCCAAAUGAAGCUGCGGACCGCAAGGACUUUUUCAAGAACUUGCGGCAAUAUUUAGAUACGCCAUGCCCCACCAUUCUGGCAGGCGACUUUAACUGUGUGCUGAGUGGUAAAGACUCUUCAAAUGGCCUUCUGUCGGACUCCAGCCGUGUGGAGCUGCGUAAGCUGCUGCGUGAUUACGAUUUGCACGACGCAACAGAGUCCAUUUCGGCAGCUGUGCCGGGCUUCACACAUUGGCAGGCGAGCUCGCACGCAAGGAUCGACCGGGUCUACGUGUCCAGCGAACUGGAAGCCUCAUUAGACGGUUAUGAAGCGCUGCCCGUUGCCUUCUCCGAUCACGCGCUCGUAAUCGUGCGUCUGGGAAAACACACCAAAUCGCGGCGGUAUAGGUCCGACUGGAAAAACUGGAAAAUGAACGACAGCUUGACAGAGGAUGAGGAGCUGAACAAUAAAAUUAAGGAUCUCAUUACGCAAGCAGCUGGAUUACAACAUGUGGACGCUGCUAGUUGGGAACAGAUGAAAAUAAGCCUAAAAAUGGAGAUUAUACAACACAGCCAAAUGAAGGCGCGUGAACGAAAAAAAGAUCGAAGCUCACUUACAAGAUGCCUUAAGCGUUUAAUUGAAGAAGAAAACGUGUCCCCUGGACUCUUUACGGAAGACAUCC
Ixodes scapularis (black-legged tick) is the source of this 2325-nucleotide messenger RNA. RefSeq lists its product as uncharacterized. The record is from RefSeq and is a predicted model, not a curated record. Lineage: Eukaryota; Metazoa; Arthropoda; Arachnida; Ixodida; Ixodidae. Gene Ontology annotation, molecular function: nucleic acid binding; zinc ion binding. Bases 33 to 1274 code for a protein of 413 amino acids. The transcript has a single exon.